UUUAAUUCUCAGUCACCAUCCAAGACUCUGGCUAGUAGCUAGCUAGCUAGCAAGCAAGCAAGCUCUACUCUAUAUAUAUAUAUCCCACAUUUCAUUUCAUCACAUAUAUAUAUUAAUGGCGUCGCAGUCGUCGUCGAAGAGCAACAUUAACGGUGUUGUGUUUGAGGAUUUCUUCCCUUCCAUGGUGGAGAAGCUGGGGGCGGAGGGGUUCAUGGACGAGCUGUGCAAAGGGUUCCGGCUGCUGAUGGAUGGGGACAAGGGCGUCAUCACGUUCGAGAGCUUGAAGAAGAACUCGGCCGUGCUCGGCUUGCGGGAGAUGAGCGACGAGGAGCUCAUGAGCAUGCUCCGAGAAGGCGACUUGGACGGCGACGGCUGCCUCAAUCAGAUGGAGUUCUGUGUCCUCAUGUUCAGACUCAGCCCUGAUCUCAUGAACGGCUCCAAAAUGUGGCUGGAAGAAGUUGUCUUCAAUGCCUAGUAGAGAGGCUUAAUUAAUUAGGCCGCCUCCACCUUAAUUUCAUUAAUCUGCCAAUUCUUAUUUAAUUAGUUGUCUUAAUUGCCCCAGCUGUGCUGUUUAUUGUUUCGGCUAAUCUUUAUUCUAGUACCUGUUCUAUGAAAUUUUGAUGAUCCUUCUUUA
Diospyros lotus (date-plum) is the source of this 634-nucleotide messenger RNA. Its product is annotated as calcium-binding protein PBP1-like. NCBI's taxonomy places the organism in Eukaryota, Viridiplantae, Streptophyta, Magnoliopsida, Ericales, Ebenaceae. The transcript has a single exon. Bases 116 to 475 code for a protein of 119 amino acids. Gene Ontology annotation, molecular function: calcium ion binding. The record is from RefSeq and is a predicted model, not a curated record.